Pieris macdunnoughi is the source of this 1458-nucleotide messenger RNA. Lineage: Eukaryota; Metazoa; Arthropoda; Insecta; Lepidoptera; Pieridae. The record is from the annotation of a GenBank genome assembly.
AUGUCAAACGUAAAAGAUGACGAUCGAGAUUUUGAUGAUGCUCUUAAUCUCACAGGUCACGGACGAUACAAUAGAAUGGUAUUAUUUUCUUGCUGUGUAACAAUCGUCGCUGCUUCAUUGGAUAUAUUUGGAUUCAGCGUGGUAGUAGCAGCUUCCAGAUGUGAACUGGGGCUCACCACCAGUCAGGUUGGUGUGCUGGUGGGCUCGCCUUUCUACGGUUUGGUCUUUUCAUAUCCCUGGGGUUAUUUCGCUGACUCAAAAGGCCGAAGGACGGCAAUACUCCUCUCAACAUCCGUUGGUUUCAUAUUUGGGGCUAUAAGUAGCAUUUCUGUCAAUUGGCAAAUGAUGCUGGUGACGAAAGCGAUUGGAUCUUCAUUCACGCUUUCAUUAUUUAUGCUGACUCUAACGUACCUCGGAGAAAGUGUGGACUCGAAAAAAAGGAAUCAAUUCCUAUUUAUACUGAACACAAUGAAUAUAGGUGGAGAAGUUGUAUCAUUUGGUCUUGCGUAUUUCAUUUUACCACUAUCUAUUGCAAUGUUCAUACCUUGGUUAGAGAUCACUUUUCGAUCUUGGAGGCUGUAUACUCUUGUUAUGUCCAUUCCACUGGGCAUCGGCGCUCUGAUGAUGCUUUUCCUUGAGGAAAGUCCAAAGUUUCUUAUAGACAAAGGAGAGAAUGACAAGGCUAUGGAAGUAUUGACAAAUAUAUUUGUGACCAAUGGUGGAAACAGAGAUGAUUUUGUGAUAAAACCUCUAAAUGUGAAACCGUAUAACGAUUCGUCUUUUUGUGUGGAGUUUGUAAGACACGCAUCACCUCUUUUUAAGCCACCACUGCUUUGGAGAUCUUUGCAGUUGUUCUAUUUACUGUCUUUGGCUUGCGCUAUAAGUAAUGUUUCGAUUAUGUGGUUACCAACUAUGCUUGAUAUGGUGUUUAAAUCAAUCUCAUCGGGAAGUAGUGAUAUAAGGUUUUGUGACGGAUUCAACAAUAUAUCACAACAAAUCGCCGCUAAUGUAACUUGCAAUGAUACGCUUUCGGAAGAGACAUUUAUUUCUGGCGCCUCUGUUAGUCUAUUUGUAGCUGUAUUGAACUUGUCGGUUACAAAGUUUGCCUCAUAUCGACGCAUUAUUUUGAUUUCUAUAUUUCUACUUGCUGGGUUUAGCAGUGUUAUGGUUUCAGUUUUAAGACAACCUUUGGCAAGUGUUGUGUUUUACACAUUAAUGCAAACAACGCUCGUGGGUAUAGGGAGUGUAUCUACAUAUUUUGUCGAUUUAUAUCCUACGUCUUGCAGGGGACUUGCAACGAGUCUAGGUUACAUGGUAGCGCGAUGCUCUUCACUGAUCGGUACGACUUUAGUUGGAGCUGCCGGUAAUAGCAACUGUGAAAUGAUCUUUUAUGUGGCGGCGAGUGUGGCAUUUUCUGGAACUCUGGUGUCACUGUCCUUACCAUCAAUUAAGAACUAA